AUGACAAAUUUAUAUCAUCAACUUGAAUUUCAUUAUUAUUCUCGUGAUCAUAGUUGUUUUGGUAAUUAUACAUUAAUUGGCAAAUCUUCUGUUGUUGGACCAUUAAAUUAUAAUGAAUCAACACGUAUUCAUUUAGCUUAUGGUAAUCAUAUUGAUGAAAUGGAUGUUUCAUAUUUAACAAAUAUAUCUGAAUAUAUUCCUCAAUAUCGAUAUGAAUUAAGUCCAUCUUCUUUGAAUUUUCAUCCAAGUGAAACAACAAUAACAUAUACAGCAUUCGAUAUAUGUAAAGAAAAAGCAGUUAUAAGAGGACCACAAACAUUUAUUGAUCAUAGAUAUAUGCAUAUUAUUUUAUUAGAAAAUCUUCAAGCAUGGACAGUAAAUGUAACUUGUUUACUUCAUAUUGGUGAUAUUAGUUAUGUUAGAGGUAUUGGAGCUUUAUGGGAUGCAUUUAUAACCCAAAUACAACCAAUAGCUGCUCUUGUACCUUAUAUGGUUGAAAUUGGAAAUCAUGAGGGUAAUCAUGGUACUGAUUCAGAUGAUGAAUGUGCUGUUCCAAUGGUUCGUCGUUUUCAUUCUCCAUCAAAUGAUAAUAGUUUAUUUUGGUAUAAUCUUGAUGUUGGUCCAAUUCAUAGAAUUUAUUAUUCAACAGAACAUGAUUUUCGUCGUACAUCACUUCAAUAUUCUGGGAUUGAAGAUCUUCAUUCAGUGUGA
This is a messenger RNA of Rotaria sordida, 711 nucleotides long. The record is from the annotation of a GenBank genome assembly. NCBI's taxonomy places the organism in Eukaryota, Metazoa, Rotifera, Eurotatoria, Philodinida, Philodinidae.